CGAGUUCGUAUCUAUUCAUUUCGAUCUACCCACCUCAUCACGAGCUUUCGAUUAGAUUCUAGUAGGCAUUCCUUUGGUUGGUGACAUACAUAGAGAGUAUGCAGACAUUUCCAACAGGCACCGUGUAUUUUGACUACAUGUACGAAUACGAGCCCUCUGGAGAUGUUUUGGCCAGCGACUUGUUUCAUGCGGUUGUUUGGAUGUUACUUUCGAUUGGAAUUAUUGGUAACGUAUUGGUUGUGGUGUGGAGACUUGCACAGAAAAGAGAUCAGAGAUCGUCACCUCUCUCGAUCCUCAUCAUCAUGCUAGCAAUUUCAGACUUCUUAUAUUGUGUUCACUUGAUUCUUCUCGAGAGCCUAAUGACUGAAUCUCAUCUAGGACAACAGAGGCUUUGGGAACAAGUCUCUACGCGUUAUGUGUGCAGUACAAGCUCCGUUCUGUCUUGGUUCUCUUGUCUCACAGCUCAGUGGACAACUUUCAAUAUUGCAGUUUACUCGUUGCAAGCAAUGAGCGGAUGCUGUUCACGGUUUUGCUGUUCACUAGUUCGUACAAGAAUUCUGGUUAUCACAAUCAUUUGCCAAGUCAUUUUUGUCGUGGCUAGUAUUUUGUCCAUGUUUGUGUUUUCGCACUAUUCUAGUAUGCCUUUCUUGUUUGUACCACCUGAAUAUGAAGACGUCUAUAGUACAAAUAACAUAACCUGGAUAGACAAUUUUAGUUACUCGAGACGUGAACAAAUUACCGAGAUUUUUGGACGUUGUGCUUUAGUUCAGUCAAGUGGUUUUGCUUCUUGCAUCAAUUAUACCGAGUCAGUCUCACAGGGCAACCAUAUGCAUUCUACUGUCAUUUACGAGGGUACUUUCUGCGUUGUAAAUUUUGACUACCUUCUAGGAGCAGCUGUGGCAUCUCUAUGUACUCUUCUUACAUUGUCAUCAGUUGUUCUCUAUUUGAUAGUGUGCCUCACGGUUCGUAGAAGAGCGUCUCGUGGAAACCUAACAAGAACAUCUGACAUACACAAACUUCAAUGGAGGUUGAGUGUAAUUGUUAUCCUAAACUUUCUAUGCUGGAUUCCCACAACUGCAUUGCAUUGGACAGGAAUCUUUGUCCGGUCACAAAAUAAUCUUGGUGAUUCUCAGCUAAACGAUUUUACUGCAGCAAAUGUUCUUCUCAUCUCAAUCAGUCCAGCAGUUAAUCCUCUCAUCUAUACAUUUACAGGAAAGAACUUUUUACAUUCAAUUCGCAAGUUUUGUAGACGAAUGAAAUGCGACAUAUCUGUGAGACGAAACAGUUCCAACUACCAUGACGAUCACAUUAGAGGAGUUGAACGUUGCAGCUGUAUUCCAUGUGUCAGAUGUGUUCAUCAAGAUGAAGAGAAUGAUCCAGAUACUUCUGACUGGAAUUCUGAUCAGAGCAGACUCCUGCCGUCUACCAAUGAGUCAAGUGAAACGAGCUAAAAAAUUCACAUCAGCUAAUGUUGUAUGGCACAGAGUAACUGUUUUCAAUGUGUGUCAUUGCAUUUUACUCGGAUAUAUUGUAUGCAAGGUUACUCUCUAGAUUGUGCGAAUGUACACUCAUUAAUGAAGUCAAGUGACAUCUAGUCUAGCAGUGACAUGGUUUUGAAAGAGUGGCACUCUCUGCUUGCUACUUUGGGCGUAUGUAUAUGUUUAUAUACUCUGCUUGUUAAAAUUCAAUAAAAAUACAUUUUUCGUGUU
Messenger RNA from Corticium candelabrum, 1709 nucleotides. Its product is annotated as G-protein coupled receptor GRL101-like. The transcript has 3 exons. Bases 99 to 1451 code for a protein of 450 amino acids. Gene Ontology annotation, cellular component: plasma membrane. Gene Ontology annotation, biological process: activation of adenylate cyclase activity; adenylate cyclase-activating G protein-coupled receptor signaling pathway; hormone-mediated signaling pathway. Lineage: Eukaryota; Metazoa; Porifera; Homoscleromorpha; Homosclerophorida; Plakinidae. The record is from RefSeq and is a predicted model, not a curated record. Gene Ontology annotation, molecular function: G protein-coupled peptide receptor activity.